AUGGCAGCCUCGCAGGCCAAAGUCAUCAGUGUGGGGUGGGUGCACGGCAAGCGGCUGGCCAACAUCAACGCCUGCAUCGGCGACCAGGUGGUGUUUGUCUGGCCCAAGCCCUCCCAGCACGACCUGGUGGAGACCAAGACCCGCACUUGCAGCCGCGCUGGCGGCGUCACGCUGGCACGCACCACGCUGGGCGGCUACAAGAGCGUGGCAAUGACCAAGGCGGGCAACCGGCACUUCAUGUGCAGCGUGGGGCUGCACUGUCCCCUGGGCCAGAUCAUCAGCGUCACCACCAGGCGCUGCGCCGGCUGA
Messenger RNA from Chlorella variabilis, 309 nucleotides. RefSeq lists its product as hypothetical. The record is from RefSeq and is a predicted model, not a curated record. Bases 1 to 309 code for a protein of 102 amino acids. The transcript is spliced from 3 exons. Gene Ontology annotation, molecular function: electron transfer activity. NCBI's taxonomy places the organism in Eukaryota, Viridiplantae, Chlorophyta, Trebouxiophyceae, Chlorellales, Chlorellaceae.